This is a messenger RNA of Venustampulla echinocandica, 1362 nucleotides long. Its product is annotated as putative SPN1 Protein is Spt6-interacting putative elongation factor. Gene Ontology annotation, biological process: poly(A)+ mRNA export from nucleus. NCBI's taxonomy places the organism in Eukaryota, Fungi, Ascomycota, Leotiomycetes, Helotiales, Pleuroascaceae. Bases 1 to 1362 code for a protein of 453 amino acids. Gene Ontology annotation, cellular component: nucleus. The record is from RefSeq and is a predicted model, not a curated record. The transcript is spliced from 3 exons.
AUGUCCGAUUCCGACCACGAUUCGCGGCCCACCACGCCGCUGCCAGAAGCUGGCAAUGAUGCCGGAGAUCCUAAUAGACCAAUGUCAGAAGAAAGAGACACGCCUCCUCCUCCCAUCGCCAACCCUGACCUGGACAUGGACAACGACGAGAACAUGGACCAUGACUCGCUGGAUGACCUCUCCGAAGUCGAUGAAGCUGAAUUCGCCGACUUCGAUCCUACAACAGUCGCCCUUGAGGAUAGGCCGUUGGUUGACAUUGAUGAGGAUAUUGCGCGAACGUUAAAGGCAGGCAAGCGGCAGCGGGCUGAUAAGGCUGGCGAAGGAAAGAAGCCUAAAGAAGGCAAACGGGACAAGAAGAAGCGGCGCCGGGAUGAGGAUGAGGAUCCGGAUGGAGAGCGUAUUGAGGGGAAGAGAAUCAGAAAACCAAAGGCUGAUGGGGAGAGGAAGAGUAGAGAUGCGCCUCGAGAGAAGAGAGUGGCAACACCUGAGAAUGAUGAGAAUUUGACACCAGAGGAGAGGCGCAGACGGGCGCUGGACAAGGCGAUGGAUGCUGCUCUAAAGAAUCCGAAUAAGCGGAGACGCAAGAGGGAUGAAGUGGACCUUGAAGAAGCAUUCGAUGAAGAAAUCGCAAACCUUAAAAUCCGCAUGGAGCAGGCCUGCGAAGCCGACAAUCAAGCCCGCGAAAAUGGACAACCCGCCAUUCACAAGCUGAAGAUGCUCCCAGAGGUUGUUAGCCUUCUUAAUCGAAACACGGUCCAACAUUCCAUCGUCGACCCCGAUACCAACUUCCUCCAGUCCGUCAAGUAUUUCCUUGAGCCAUUGUCUGAUGGAAGUCUCCCAGCAUAUAACAUCCAACGAGAUCUCUUUGCGGCGCUUACGCGACUGCCUAUCGAGAAAGAAGCAUUAUUGAGCAGCGGCAUUGGCAAGAUUGUGCUUUUCUAUACCAAGAGCAAGAAGCCGGAGAUUGGAGUGAAGAGAACUGCUGAGAAACUACUGGGAGAUUGGUCGAGGCCGAUUCUAAAGCGAAGUGAUGACUACAAACAACGUAAAGUGGUCACGAGAGAAUUCGAUUAUCACGCUGCGCAACUCGCCCUCCGUCCCGGAGCUUCACAAGCCUCCCAGUCGACCUCAUCUCAGCGACCAGGUCUCUCCCAGCGUGAGCUUGACCGCCAACGCAUUCUUGCUCAGCCGAUCAGGAGUAACAGGGCAAGAAUGGAAUCUUCCAACACGAGUUACACUGUGGCACCCAAAAGCACCUUUGAUCCAACCAAGGGUUUGGAUCCUUUGGCAAGACCUAUCGGUGCUGGUGGUAUGGAGGCGUUUAGGAAGAUGACUGCGAAGCAGGUGAAGAAAAGGAAUUAG